AUUACUGUUUUAUCGACGCGCGGCUUGACUGUAUCGAUAGGAAUAAACCUCGCGGCUGAUAGUGCUCUUGCUCCGCGCGAAGCCUUACGACAGCUGUGCAAGCCCUGCUACCACCCUGCGCUUGUCCACUUGGCAAGAAGCUCUGCGACUGUACCAGACAAUUUCGGAUAACAGUAGCCACCCCCUAGCCGAUGAUGGGGACCAGCAAGCGCAAGCCUUUACAUUCAGCAGUGAAGAAGUUUGCCGAUGACUUGCGCGGCGUGACCACGCAACUCAACGAGGGCGUGAGCUUCUUGAAUCGAGCAACACAGCUGAAGCCCUGCGCGGGGGCACGGGAUUUUCGCGAGGCAGUCUCAGACCUCCAAGAUGAGGUGACGGAGCUCACCACGGAGGCGGAGCACCUGGAGCGAUUCACGGUGGACGCCAUUUCCUUCGAGGAGCUGCUUGGCCACUGCCUGGCCCUGUACCAGGACAAUCGCUCCUCCAUCCAGAGGCUGGAGGCGCACCUGGGCCAGUACGGCUACACGGCGCCGCCCGGGCUGCAAGUCGAGCCGGAGAACCCCGUCGCGGCGGCGGCGGCAGCAGCGGCUGCCAGGCGGCGAGCGGGCAGCGACGGCGCGUACGAGGACGAGGAGGCCGGUGAGGACGUGUAUGUGGCCGCCAGCACCCGUGGGGCCGUCACCACCACGGCCAGCCGGCCCACCGCCAGCAAGUCGGCCACGGCCGCCAGCGGCAAGAGCGGCCGGCAGGUGGUGAUGGUGACGCCGGGAGUCGCCAAGUCCAAGAGCGGCGGCGGCACUGCCAGCUCACGGCGCAGUGCCACGCCCGCCGGCAGGCUGGGCAAAGCGCUCCCGGACAGCGAUGAGGAUGAGGACGACGACAUGGACAUGGAUGUUGGCAACCGGGGCGCCUCCGAUGAUGAUGACGACGACAGUUACUACGGCAGGGGCAUCGGCGGCGGCGGCCGCGGCGGGGGCCGGCAGAACGGACAGGGCGCAGCAGCGGGCGGCUUGGGCACGGGCAUGGGUAUGGGCGCGAGGCCGACUGGCUCCAUGGCGGGCAAGGGUCAGCUGCUGGUGGGGGCGCAGGCGGCCAGCUGGGCCACCGCGCUCACCGCCGCGGCCUCGGUGCGCGCCUCCGCGCGCAAGGCGCCGCGGCCCAGUGUGGACAGCCGCGGCUCCGCCACGCCCGAGGCCGAGCUCAUGUCGCCCUCCAUGGCGCAGCUGCUGGCCAAGUACAACCCGCCCAGCGACGCCGACCCCGGCCUGACCAUGAUGCCCUCGACCGGCGAUGCGCCCGCGGCCGGCAGGGGCGCGCGCGAGCAGGCGACUGGGGCACGGGGCUGGGACGGAGGCAGCAGCGGCGCGGGCACAGAGGAGCUGGCGGCGGCAAUGCGGGGGCUGUCCCCCUUCGGGAGGGCGCGCGGUGCGGGGCCGGCGGCUGGCGCGGUGCCUAAGCAGGUGCCGGCGGCGGGCGGCGCGCAGGCGGCUCCGUCGCAGCAGGACCGCAUGGGGGCUCCGGCGGCGCAGGCUGGCGGCGGUGGUUCUGUGGCGAUGGUUGGGAUGGGGAGUGAGGACGACACGUGUGUGCUGUAUCAUCAGCUCAUUCGCUCCCGCGACGUCGCCGUCGCCAGCCUGGCGCAGCCGCAGCGCCCGCGCCCCGCCACUGCACAGCAGUCGCAGGCUGUCAAGCCCGCGCAGCCGCAGCCACCGCCUCAGCCGCCGCCGCCGCAGCAGCAGCAACCACUGGUGGUCGCCGCCGUCGCCGCCCCGGCGCCGGCAGUUGCUGCGAUCCCGCAGCACAGCCGCUUCCCCACGGCGCGCAGCCCCGGCGCCGCCGCCUUCGGCGCCUUUGGCCUCGACGGCGCCCUGAGCCAGGACGCCAGCAGCAGCAGCUACAACACCACGCCGCCGCCCACCGGGGCCGCGGUUUUUGUGCCGCCGCGCUCCGUGACGCCGCUGCGCUCGGUGCCGCGGGCUGACUGGCAGGAGCACGACAAGGUGCUCGCGGAGAAGAUGGCGGGGCUGGAGAUGGCGUGGGUGACGUCGGGCCAGGCGGGCCGCGCCAACACGCCGCUGCGCUCCGACCUGCGCAAGAGCUUCACCGCCGUCGCAGACGGCGCUGCUGGGGGUGCGGCUGGCGGCAUGGCGGGCAUUGCCGCGGCGAUGGCGGCGGCGCGGCCGCAGUCGCCUGCGCCGUCACGCGCGGCAACGGAGGCGUUUGCGGCGGCGGCGCUGAUGGCGGGCGAGCGCGGUGCGGCAGCGGUAGGCGCCGCACGGGCCGCACAGCCCGCGCCCGCGCAGCUGUCCCAGCCGGCCGCUCCUGCUCAGCACCACCACCAGCAGCAACACCAGCAGCAUGCGCUGCUGUCCCAGCGCCGGCCUGCAGUGCCCCUCAAUGUGGCGUCGCUGGAUGACGGUGACAUGGUGCGCGUGCUGUCGCCGGUGCAGAAGCCGGAGGCGCCGUCGCCGCGGCGCCAGCCGGCCGCCGCCACGCCGCCGGGCCGCGCCGGCAGCCGCCUGCCCACACCUGGCGGCGGCGGUGCCGCCCCACCCAUGUCCACCACUGUGGUCGGCGCCACCGUAACGCCACGACGCGACGCUGCCGCCAGCGCCAGCUCCGGACUGACGCCCAAGGGCGGCGCAAAGCAGGCCAGCCACGGGCACGGACACGGACACGGCGCCCAGCCGCGCGGCACGCCCAGCAAGCGGCCGGGCUCCGGCUUCGGCGGCGGCGGUCCCAGCACCCCGGUCCGCGGGGCGCAGCCCGCCAGCAGUCCUUCCAUGGCCGGCGCACGGCCCACCACACCCUCCGGCCGGGGCUUGACGCCGGAGCGGGUCACCCGCACUGCCACUGCCACCAGCACCCGCACAGGCACCGCCACCACAGCCACAACCAGCACUGCUGCGCCAACGGCGGGGCAAAGGCCCGCGACGGCGGCGGGGACGGGGGCGGGGUCACGUGGCACACCCACGGGCCUGCGCAAGUCCUGGAACUCGCCCCUGUCGGGCCUGGCUGAGGCCGAGCAGGAGCGCGCGGCCUCCAACACCACCCCCAGCCGCAUCGGACGCGGCGCCAGCGCUGCUGCCAGCGUUGCCGCAAGCGUUGCCGCAAGCACUGCUGCUGCUGCUGCCAGCAGCGGCACGGGCGCCAACCGGACGCCGGGCCGCGGCCGCCCGGGCGAGGUGCGUGCGCAGCCGGCACCCGCUUCUGUUGCAGCCCCUGCCACCACCGCGCCAGCACCGGUGGCGGUGCCGCCGCUGAAGAUCCCAGCACUGGCGCGUGAGGACACCUGGGGCAGCGCGGAGGACGCGGGCGACAGCCGCACCACCAGCGCCGGCGGCGCCAACCCGCAUGAGUGGCGCGGCUUUGCGGCACCGCCGCCGCCGGCGGCGGCCGCCGUGCCCUCUGGCGGCGGCGCCUCGGAGUUUGAGGUGAUGCUGUCCAUGCCUCCGGUGGGAACGCCCACGGCACGGACGCCGGGUCGCGAGGAUGGGAGCGGGGGCGCGGCACCGGCGCAGGCGGCAGCAAGGAGCAUGUCGGGCAUUGGGGGCGGCGGCGGGCUGCCGGCGGCGGUGCUGGCGGGCCUAUCGCCCGGGACGUCACAGCUGGUGUCCCGGGCACUGGGUGAGGGCUUCAGGCCCCAGACGGCGGCAGCUGGCUUGGGCUCGCGCAUCCCCGCCCCUGCCGCCACACAGCGCCCCGCCACCGCCUUCACCACCAGCACCACCAGCACCUCCGCCCAGGCAGCGAUGGAGUCCAGGCGCGCGACUGGCACAGCCGCGGCCGCGGUGGCUGCCGCGGCCGCGCUGCCGCUGCCUGGCGGCGGCAGCGCUGGAGCCGGCGCCGGCUGCAGCAGCGUGACGCUGUGCAGUGAGGAGGAGUGGCGGCUGCUGCCCACACGCACGCAGGCGGCGUUCCCGCUGGACAUCAUCAACCAUUACCUGCGGAGCCUGUCGACCGGCAGGCCCGCCUCUGCUGGUGGCAGCGGCGGAGGCUACUUCAAUGUGUGCGACGUGGAGGCGCUGUCAGCCGACAUGACCACCACCGGCGCCAAACUGCUCAUCAACACGCUCGUCAAGCUGGGCCGCUGCGAGGUGGCGGCCGCGGCGGGCGGGGUCAUGCAGUACCGCAUCAAGCCGUGACAGCGCGGCGGAGCGCAACUGCGCAAGGCACAGGGAGCGCACGCUGUGUGUUCUAGCUCCAGCAGGGCGACGUUCAAGGGCGCGGAGGCUGUGAUAGCGCAAAGCUGCGGGUGCUUGGCUUCGUUU
Molecule: messenger RNA, 4271 nt
Organism: Chlamydomonas reinhardtii
Lineage: Eukaryota; Viridiplantae; Chlorophyta; Chlorophyceae; Chlamydomonadales; Chlamydomonadaceae
Exons: 9
Coding region: 192-4145 (1317 amino acids)
Biological process (GO): chromosome segregation
Cellular component (GO): outer kinetochore
Source: RefSeq, a predicted model, not a curated record